Eimeria tenella is the source of this 510-nucleotide messenger RNA. RefSeq lists its product as uncharacterized. Gene Ontology annotation, molecular function: dynein intermediate chain binding; minus-end-directed microtubule motor activity; dynein light intermediate chain binding. Gene Ontology annotation, biological process: microtubule-based movement. The coding region runs from base 1 to 510 and encodes 169 amino acids. The transcript is spliced from 3 exons. The record is from RefSeq and is a predicted model, not a curated record. Gene Ontology annotation, cellular component: dynein complex. Lineage: Eukaryota; Apicomplexa; Conoidasida; Eucoccidiorida; Eimeriidae.
AUGGAAAUUGCAGUUAAUUCCAAAGAAAUGAACAGGUUUGAAGAGACAAGACUUCUGCCGCUGCAGCAGCGGCAGCCCAAGUUUGGGGUGUACAUACACGGCCUGUCUCUGGAGGGGGGGAGUUGGGAUUUGCUGCAGCAGCAACUCAGCAGCAAAACUACUUCUUUGAUUUGUGAGCCAUUUCCAGUAAUGUUUGUGAGUCCUAGAGUCUCUGCAGCAGCAGCAGCAGCAGCUACAGCAGCAGCAGACACGGCAGCAGCAGCAAACGCGGCCGCAGCAGCAGACGAAGACGCAGCAGCAGCGGAGGCUGCUGCUGCAGCAGACAACGAAGCAGCUGCAGCAGCAGCAAACGAGGCAGCAGCAGAUAAUGUCUACAGCUGCCCAGUAUAUGCAACUGCAGCAAGAGGAGGGCCAGAAAACUGCGUCUUAUCGGUGCCACUGCCAACAGCAGUGCCUUCAUCUACUUGCAUCCUCAGAGGCACGGCGCUGCUGCUGGAGCCUAGAGAAUGA